AUGCAGAAUCUAUGGUGGAAUAGGCGCAAAAGUCAAGGUCAGAGUCAAAGUCAAGGUAGCAGAUCAGCAAGCAAGAGUGGCAGCUAUGGAUUCGGCAGCCGCACCAGCUUGAAUCAGAGUCGAGGCAGCCGGGGCAGUCAUAGUGUGCGAGGCAGCCAACCCAGGGAGCUGGAGUUCCAGUUCUUUAUACGACAGACUGAGACUUUAUAUUCUCCUUGGUGGAGCCGAGAAGGUGCGAUUGACUGGUUCGAAGACCUGCCUGAUGAUACUCUAUGGAACUGCUACAUCUGCUUCUGUGUACUUCUUGGACUCGUAUGGACGGUCGCGAAACUCACAGGGAUUUACAUAGAAAUUGUGGAUGUUGUCUACAAUGUGUCCUAUGCCAUCCAUGUGUUCGCUAUCGGGUACAAACUGCAUGCGGAACGCGAGAAUAUUGAUGUCACGUUGUUUAUUAGCCACAAUCCAAAUUUUAAGUUGGGUGCCUACUACGUGCGCUUGCAUCGACCUUAUAAAUAUCUGUGGUCUCUAAGCGACUAUAAUUUGAAAGGCAGUAUCCUUGGAACCACUUUGAAGUACUGCUACAUAUUCAUGGUGAUGAGAAUCACUUGGGCUUAUGUUUGGCUACAUGUGAGACUGUUAGAACCUCAAUACUACCUUCCGGUGGUAAAUGCGACAGUAAACGAGACAGUUCUUCCGGGAGAUCCGGAGGCGUUGUCAGAAGACCCGGCCGGGGAGUUCCUUGAAGCUUUCUAUAACACCAGCAAGAUGUUCAUACCUAUUGGACCCUCAGGCUUCCCCUGCAAUGACGUGCAGCGCAUCAUCUGUAUCUUGAUCAUGUUGAGUGGAUGUCUCGUGGUGACUGGCAUAGCUGUCGCCUCCCUCUCCCUCAUCAUCAGCCUCUACAUGAGACCUGAAGAGACCUUCCGAUCUCGAUAUAGGCUCAUUAUGAAGGAGAUGAGUGAUACGCGGGUCCCGCCGACACUUCGCCAAAAAGUGGAGACGUUUUACAAGAUGUACUGGCACAAGCAACGAGCUGUGUCUAAAACGCAGCUACUCCCGACUUUUCCACCAACACUGCCUACUACCAUCAAUCUUGAUAUUUACUUUGAAUCUACUCAAAAAGCUCGGAUUCUCCGUGAACUGUCUUAUCAGUUACUGUCGGAGCUCGCGAAGAAGAUGGAGACAGUUCACUAUAUCCCUGGAGACGCCAUCAUCAAGCGAGGGUCUAAGAAAUCCAAAAUUAUUUACAUUACUUACGGAGAUGUUGAAAUGCUGACAGCCGAGGAUGAUAAUACGGCCAUUCUGCGCAUGACCCGUGGCACGGUCCUGACUCCGUGCGGUGGUGCAGCCUCAGCAGCGCUCAGCGUCUCUCACGUGGCAGUCCGUGCUGCUACCUUCUGCACGGCUCAUGUCCUCAGUGCCACGGAGCUAUGGAGAGUGGUGCAUAGGCACUCCGUCACCCACAAGAGCAGUAUUCUGCAAUUCAAUCGCAAUUUGAAAGCGUUGAAGAGCAUGAAGGAUGCCAGCGGCAAGCCUGUGCUGGCCAGCGCAGACAUAUUCCUGGAGAUUGCUGGCUGUUACAUUAUGAGAAAUCGCCCCGAUGUGACGCUCACGGAUCAAGCCGACGAGAUCUGUCUCCGGCCCAAGUUCCCCUGCAUCCUGCAGCCAACCUCCUCACUUCUGUUUGCGUGGAAUGUUUUCAUAGCCUUUCUCAUAUUUCUCUGCUGCAUCAUCCAUCCAUACAACUUGGUGUUCGAAAAAGAACCGACCAUGGAGUUCAGGUGUUUUGACCAAGCUGUCACCGUCGCGUUUAUAAUAGACCACAUCACUUACCUUUCCACGGGGGCUAAUGUUGAAGAAGGUGUUCCGAUCACGUUCACGCAGACAUCUUCCCAGCAGAUGCGCAGUCACUGGUUCGUGCUGGACGUGGUGGCCACGCUGCCAGUCUUCGAGUUCGUCGGUGACGGUCACUUUGCUGGCAUCAAUAAGAUCCUGAGGAUACCAAAGCUGUUCCGUGUGCUGAAGACCAUCGAGGAAAGCUGUGGUUACCGCAGCCACGUGCUCCGGUUCCUGUCGUACACGCUGCUGCUGCUCAUCGCGUGCUACGUCAUCGCUUCUAUGCAGCAGGCCUUCAUGUGCUUUCAAGCUGGUUAUUGCUUAGUAACCAACUUCACACAUUCACCAUUUUGGGAGAAGAAGCCACUUGACGUUGAGACAAUCGACAGCAGGCUGACCUUCGGACUUUACUGGGCUAUGUCUAUGAUCAAUUUUACAAAUCACAGGCAGACGACGACGAACGAUUGGAAGCACAUAGUUUACUCGCUGGUCAUCUUGGAGAUGUGUAUCGUGCUGCGAAUCUUCAUGGAAUCUGUCUACUCUGCUACCAUUAUGGUCACUACGGCCUUAAGGGAGGAUUACGGUUCCCGUAUAGCCACGGUGAAGAGUUUCUUGAUCAGAAACGAAGUGGAUCCCCUGCUGAUGAAGCGGUUCAUUACAUAUCUUCAGCUCUGUUGGCACACUGAUAAGGCAUACAAGAUGACACACAAGAAGCACUCGACAAUAUUCUACGAUCUUCCAGAACACGUGUUUCAGGAUAUUGUAGGCAAGGACCGCAGCAAGUACAUACUGGCCAUACCAUUCAUGAGGCUGAUCAAGAAAGACGAAUUGAAACGCGUCAUGUCAGCCGUGAAGCUAUUCUACUGCUCGCCCAACGAGAUCCUGCUCAACACUGGAGAGCUCACCAACGAGAUCUAUGUCAUCAAAAGAGGAAUAUGCGAGAUUCUCGACCCGGAAACAAAGGAGCCAAUUGGUCACUUGACUGCAAAGAACCAUUUUGGUGCACUCAUAUGUUUGUUACGUCUGCCCGCGUAUAACACGAUCCGUGCAGUGACUCAUGUCCAGGUGAUGUGCGUACCCAGGAAGGUGUUACAGAAAUCCCUGAACACUCCGCAAAUAAGACAAACGAUUUUAUACCUCAGGACUACUCCGGAGUUUCAAAGGCUGCAGACGCCGGUACCUGCCUUCAUAAAGUACGUGCCACCGCCAAAAACGUCGAACCUCAUGCAUUUCAAGUUACCUAGGAAACAUGAACCCGAUUCGGAGUUCCUCAAUCCUUUCGCCAGGAUGGGCUUUCUUUCUAUCUUGCGUUACGUGUUCCCCCGCUACACGAUCCGUCCGGACGGCACGUACAUGGCUCGCUACGAGUGGUUCCGCUUUGCCUGCUCACUUUGCUCCAUGCAGCUAUUCCCUCACUACACAUACCUGGUGCUGCAGUGGCCCUACCUCUACUAUGUCUCUCUCUUCCUCGACAUGGCGGCUGUUUAUGAUAUUUUUCAACGCAUGCUGAUUGGCUACUUCAACGAAGAUGGGAUCUUGGUCUACCACCCGUCCAGUACUUCUUCAUACUACAUGAAGGGAGGUUUCAUUGUGGAUGUAUUUGGGUGCCUCCCUCUUGAAAACUUGGAAGCGGAUCGCUUGGAAGUUUACGAAAACAAAUUUCGCGCGUCUCCAACGAAGCAGUUCCUGAUGCUGAAUCGGCUGCUGCAGAUGUAUCGGAUGCCAGGCGCCAUGAUGAUGCUGAAGGAGUACAUCGAAAGACCGGACAUUCUUUUGGUGUUCCAAGCAAUACCUCUGUUCAUGGCUAUGCUGAACAUACUGACGAUGUUCAUGGUGUUUUACUCUGUGAAGAUAUAUUACAGCAAGGAGAAGGGCCGUUACGAUUGGACUAUUGAGCCAUUCGAUGACCAAGGAGUGCGAUUCAAUAUGACCGCAACACCAUGGAACCUGCACUUGGCGACGUAUUUCUGGGUGGUUUACGAAUGCACUUCCACUGGGUACGGCGUAUUCAACCCCACAAACCAAAGUCUGAUGAAAGUGCUGAUCAUUGGCAUGGCUUGCAGUGCAAUGAUACUCACAUACUACAUGGUACGCAUCAUCAGUGUUCGGGCGAAUGUCAACAAGUCUUUGGCUGGUUUCCAACAACACAUGAAGGAUAUCAACGUCUACAUGGCCAGGGAGAAGUUGGAUAUAGAACUGCAGAAAGAACUCCGACGUUACUACGAGUAUAACUGGGAGAAGAUGGGCGGUAUCGACUACCGAGGAGUGCUCAAACUGUGUGACCAGAUUACGCUAAGGACUGACGCCAUACUUCACAUAUAUGGACCUACCUUUGCUAAGUGUCCAUUGCUAGCAAAUGCCGAUGUCUCCCUGCUGCGCAUCAUUGGUCGCGCAGUGCGCAGCGUGUACUUCCUACGGGACAUGAAGAUCAUAGAGCACAACGACAUGGUCACUGACAUGUACUUCGUAGACUACGGAGGAGUGGAGAUCAGGGUCAGGACGGGCGAGAUGAACUCCAUCUUGCGGCUACCGAGGGGCAGUGUAUUUGGCAAUCUGGAAGGUAUGAUGAGCCAUAAGAGUCCCCAUAACGUGGUGGCGACCAGCCGUCUUCAUCUUCUGAUGAUUAAUUCAGAAGCUUUUUCCAACGUCACGAAGGACUUCCCAGCGGUGAAGGAACUGAUGGCCAAGUCUAGAGCACCAGAUCCCAAAUCGAAGGACAAAGAAAUAAAGGCCACGGUGUACAAAUGCUUGCGUAUGCGCAACGAGAGUAUCACCGUCAACCUGACCCUCACGACCAUAUUAGCGGUGUUCAUCUGGUUUACUCUGUUCGUCCACACCACGACCUGCAUUUGGUUCUUCAUGGCCGUGAUGGAAGAUCAGAUCGAACCCAACACCUCCUGGAUACAUCUUGAUGACGGGUCCGACCACUGUGAAAAUUAUUACCUCUGCUCAUUGUACUUCGUGAUCACGACGUUCACGCAAAAUGGUGUCGGAGACAUCAUGCCGAAGAAACAGUCCGAGGUGCUGUUCGUGGUUGUCCUCCAGAUAAUAUCGACGAUGGUGUUCAUGAUGUACGUAGGCGAACUCUCCAACAUCAUCCAGUAUACCUCCUACCGCUCCUUCAGCUUCUACAGCAAGUACCUCGAGUUGCAGGAGUUCAUGAAGAACAAUCGGGUUUCUGAAAACCUGGUUACCAUUGUGAACAAGUACACCUUGCAUCUGUGGCGGGAGAACCGAGGCUUGCAGAUUCCUCACUUCUUGAAGCAUGCGCCACUCUCCUUGCGGCUGAGGGUCAUGUCAGCAGCAUACUUGCAUCACAUCACCAGGCAUCACAUUUUCGAAGAGUGUGAACCAGCCUUCCUCAGGCAGAUGGUAGGCUGCCUGAAGUUGUACACUUAUAACGAAGGAAUGUACGUGGUGAAAGAGAGCGAGAUCACGGACGCCAUGUACUUAAUCCACACGGGCAAGGUGAAGGAGACCUGCGAGGAGAUGGACAUCAGCGCCAGGGUCUACCCAGCCGGCUCCUACUUCGGAAUUUUGCAGGGCUUAUUGCGUAACACACCAUAUACCCAUUCAUAUCAAACAAUGAUCAAGUCUCAAGUGCUUACUCUGCAACUGGACGACUGGGAAUACUUACUGAAACACUUCCCAGAUAGCAAGAAUGCCAUACACAAACACAUGAGACAGUUAGGCGACAAAGAUAUGGACCAAAGUAAUUGGCCUGGAGGUGCCCCGAUGCCAGAGAGACCUCUUUUCGAUUUUACACCCGAAGCAGAUUCAAUUGUACCACCAGAGUUCUCAACUGAACCGGGAGCAAGUUUAUUUCCUAGCACUACAAGGCAUUUUGGAAGAGACUCCGCAUCGGAACCUCAAGAGGGAACUCCUCAGGGUGCUAAAGGACAUUCAAGGUAUUUUGCAUGGCCUACUGACAGCAGAGAACCCGAUACACCACUACUGAGUCGCGAGGAGCAUGAAGAAGAACAUGAAGAAGCGAAGCCCAAACUGGGAUUUUUCGGAAAAAUUUUUGGCACUGCCAAGAAAUUAAUGGGUAGAGUAUCUGAUCUUGAAGCAUUAAGUGCAACCAGUGAUGACAGGGACGAGCUGUUACUUGAGGAAGACGUGGAAGCAACUGAAGCUUUGCUAAAGCAGUUUGAAAAAGCAAAGAAACAAGAAAAAGAUAAAAAGAUAAAUAGAGGUCGCAGAAAAAGUAUGUAUCUAGUGCAAGAAGAAGACACUGAAAAACACAUGCUCACGCUAGAUAUGGAGGAAUCCACAGUAGAUACCCUGGAAAAAAAAUCAUCUCAGCAGUUUACAAUGCUUCCUAUUCGAAUUCGUGAUGACGAUACUGCAGGGCCAUCAACAGAAAAAUUAGAAACCCGCGAGAUACUUGGCUUAGGCCGUCAUAAAUCUAGAGUAGAAGCACAAUCCGAAGUACAACUUACCAUGGAAAUGUUGGAUGGUGCGACUGAUGAAACAAUUACGGAAACACCCGAAGCCGUCGUGGCAACUGCUCCAUCCGCAAUAUCCCACAUUUCGGAAAGGCCUGCUGCUGUAGAUAAACGUGCCCCAGAUAGGAAAGCACAGCAAAGUGGAAGUUCCACUACGAUUGGUGAGACUGAUCAGCAAAAUUUACCUUUGGAACUUUUUUAUCCUGGAGCUGUACCACAAGAAACAACGCCAAUGCCUGUACCACAAGACACAACGCCAAUGCCUGUACCACAAGAAACAACGCCAAUGCCUGUACCACAAGACACAACGCCAAUGCCUGUACCACAAGACACAACGCCAAUGCCUGUACCACAAGACACAACGCCCAUGCCUGUACCACAAGACUCAACGCCCAUGCCUGUACCACAAGACUCAACGCCAAUGCCUGUACCACAAGACACAACGCCAAUGCCUGUACCACAAGACACAACGCCAAUGCCUGUACCACAAGACUCAACGCCAAUGCCUGUACCACAAGACUCAACGCCAAUGCCUGUAAGAUCGUGGAGUGCAAGUUCCAGUUCAAUUUCUACUGUUCGUAUGGCUGAUACAAGCCUGUAUGAACCAGAAGCUGACGUGCCUGUGGUACCAAUAACAACGUUAUUACCACCUCCUACAGCAUCAGUACCUGAUCUUACAACACAAUCCUACCAUACUUUGCCAUCGGCUAUAAACAAAAUUACUACUGAAUCUGCACCAGAAACUAGAACUCCAUCAGGUACUAAAACUCCAACAGAAACUAAAACUCUAACAGAAACUAAAACUUCAACAGAAACUAAAACUGCAGAAGAAACUAAAACUGCAGCAGAAACUAAAACUGCAGCUGGAACUAAAACUACAACAGAAUCUAAAACUCCAAGAAGAACUAAAACUACAGAAGAAACUAAAACUCCAACAGGAACUAAAACUGCAGAAGAAUCUAAAACUCCAACAGAAUUUAAAACUCAAAAAGAAACUAAAACUGCAUUAGAAUCAAAAACCGCAGCAGAAACUAAAACUGCAGAAGAGACUAAAACUGCAGCAGAAUCCAAAACUCCAACAGAAUCUAAAACUCCAAGAAGAACUAAAACUACAGAAGAAACUAAAACUCCAACAGGAACUAAAACUGCAGCAGAAACUAAAACUCCAACAGGAACUAAAACUGCAGCAGAAACUAAAACUCCAACAGGAACUAAAACUGCAGCAGAAACUAAAACUCCAACAGGAACUAAAACUGCAGCAGAAACUAAAACUGCAGCAGAAACUAAAACUCCAACAGGAACUAAAACUGCAGCAGAAACUAAAAGUCCAACAGGAACUAAAACUGCAGCAGAAACUAAAACUCCAACAGGAACUAAAACUGCAGCAGAAACUAAAACUCCAACAGGAACUAAAACUGCAGAAGAAUCUAAAACUCCAACAGGAACUAAAACUGCAGCAGAAACUAAAACUCCAACAGGAACUAAAACUGCAGCAGAAACUAAAACUCCAACAGGAACUAAAACUAAUUUAAAACUCAAAAAGAAACUAAAACUGCAGCAGAAUCAAAAACCGCAGCAGAAACUAAAACUGUAG
Molecule: messenger RNA, 7878 nt
Organism: Helicoverpa zea (corn earworm)
Lineage: Eukaryota; Metazoa; Arthropoda; Insecta; Lepidoptera; Noctuidae
Exons: 40
Coding region: 1-7878 (2625 amino acids)
Molecular function (GO): protein-containing complex binding
Source: RefSeq, a predicted model, not a curated record